AUGAUUUUGGAUGACUAAGUUCAACAAAAAAGGAAAUUCCUAAGUAAAGAAUAUUAAAUAAUUGAUCCCUAACAUUAGUAAUAGAAUGUUAGAUUAUAAUCAGUCAGUAAAGUACGAUUACAGCAGGUAACCUGGAUAAUUAUUUUAGAAUCUAUGUCACAGGAGAGCCUAAAAGUUUCUAUUUCAAAUUAAGUCAACUAUCGGGAUACAAUAAAAUAAGCUAAUUCAAUAAAAUGCUAAACAAUAACUUCUCCUUUAAUUUUUCCUAGUGCAAGUUUAAUUAUUAAUGAAGAUAAUCUUUAAUUAUAGGAUAUAGAAACAAUUAUAGGGUUAUAAGGAGAUCAAUAAAAUAAUUACAAUCUCUAGGUAAAUUGAAGGCAAUNUUAUGUAUAUCACAUUGAACUUUGAAAACAAUAGAAGAGAAAAAGAUGAAAUAGAAAAAAUGAUUCUAAGGCAUUAAAUGAAGGAAUAAAUUACAUUUAAUUGUGAGCAAUGCAAAAAAACAAGCCAAAGUACCCGAACUCUAGAAUUUUCAAAAUUACCUAAAAACAUAAUUAUUUAAAUUAAUAGAUUUGAAUUCCAAAAUGGAGAGAGAUCUAAAAUAAAUGAUCAAAUCAAUUUAAAACCAAAGAUAUAAAUAAAAGAGAACCAAAAAUAAUUAACCUAUGAACUUUAUUCAAUCAUUAUACAUUUUGGAUAAAUACCAGAUGCAGGUCAUUACACUGUAUAUUGUAAAGUGAAAGACGAAUGGUAUCGAUAUGAUGAUAGCAUUGUAACUAAGAUUGAAGGAGAUUUUGAUAGAGUGUAAAGAAAUUUCAGGUAACUAAUCAAUUAAUCUUAUUAUAGAAAAGAAGAAACUCCAUAUCUAUUAUUCUUUAGAAGAGUAAGCGGAUGA
Molecule: messenger RNA, 895 nt
Organism: Paramecium octaurelia
Lineage: Eukaryota; Ciliophora; Oligohymenophorea; Peniculida; Parameciidae
Source: the annotation of a GenBank genome assembly